This is a messenger RNA of Aegilops tauschii subsp. strangulata, 1413 nucleotides long. NCBI's taxonomy places the organism in Eukaryota, Viridiplantae, Streptophyta, Magnoliopsida, Poales, Poaceae. The record is from RefSeq and is a predicted model, not a curated record.
UUCUGUGGUUCGUCAAGAGCAUGCUCUUCAGCAGGGUGACUCUACUGUUGAUGACUUUUAUGCAUAGAGUUCUGCUAUCUGGCGCCAGCUUGAUUCUCUCCGCAGUGCUGGUUGUCGUACUUGCCCCUGCUGUCAGGCUGUUCAGGCCGAUUUGGAGUUUCAUCGCGUCUACGAGUUCCUGUCUCGGCUCCGUAAGGAGUUUGAGCCCCGGCGUGCUCAGUUGCUUGCUCGUGGCCGUAUUUCUCUCAUGGAGGCACUUUCAGAGAUUCGUGCUGAGGAGACUCGUCUACGUGGUGCUGGUUUGCUGGAGGUUCCCUCUAUGCUCGCUACUCGGGUUUCUUCCACUCCGCCGGCUGCACCGCCCCAUUCUCGCUCGAGUGCUCCGCCGCUCUUGCCCACUCCUUCUGGAGGCUCAGGUCGCCCCCGUUCACAUUGUGACUACUGCAACAAUGAUGGUCAUAUUGAGUCCCAGUGCUACACAAAGCGGAAACACCUGCGCAAGGCGCGAUCAUCCUCCUCAGGGACUUCGUCAUCUCCCUCGCCAGCUUCAGCCAUUGCUUUGACUGAACAGGAUAUUCUGAGACUUAAGCGUCUGCUCGCGGCUUCAGGUUCUUCCUCGACGGGUACUGCUGGUUCUGUGACUGAUGCUUCCCGCACUGAGCACCCGCCCUCUACACAGUCAGGAUCGUCGCACGCACACUCUGGUUGGGGCUGGCCCUCGCCGCCGUGAUUCUCAGGGUCUUUGGGAGUUGGACUGGCUUCAUGUUCCUUCCGCUGCCACCACCAUCGCCAGUCCCUCCGCUGCUGUCGCCUCUGUUACUGGUUCCUUCAAGCAGUGGCAUCAUCGACUUGGUCAUCUGUGUGGUUCUCGGUUAUCGUCUUUAGUUCGUCGAGGUCUUCUGGGGUCUGUCUCAGGAGAUGUCUCUUUAGAGUGUCAGGGUUGUCGUCUUGGCAAGCAGAUUCAGUUACCAUAUUCCCAUAGUGAGUCCGUGUCUAAGCGUCCUUUCGAUUUAGUCCAUUCUGAUGUAUGGGGUCCGGCUCCUUUCGCUUCGAAAGGUGGUCAUAAAUACUAUAUUAUUUUCAUCGAUGAUUUUUCUCGUUACACAUGGCUUUAUUUCAUGACUUCACGUAGUGAGGUGUUGUCUAUUUAUAAGCGUUUUGCUGCCAUGGUUCAUACUCAGUUCUCUUCACCCAUUCGUGUUUUUCGUGCUGACUCCGCUGGUGAGUAUAUCUCUAAGAUGUUGCGUGGUGUCCUUGCUGAGCAGGGUACUCUUGCCCAGUUCUCUUGUCCUAGUGCUCAUGCUUAGAAUGGCGUGUCUGAGCGCAAGCAUCGUCACCUUCUUGAGACGGCUCGUGCCAUGAUGAUCGCCGCCUCUCUUCCGCCUCAUUUUUGGGCCGAGGCUAUCUCCACUU